CCGGUUGUCCCUCCCCAGCGUCUUCGGGUGCUGCCUCAGCUCUUCAAACAUCCCGCGGCGACAAAGUAGCGGUCGUCCCGCCCAUAAUCACCUCGCUCCAAACAUGGGGGAAAUCACUCUGCCACGACGUAUGUUCCUCUGGUGCAUGGCGGCCAUCUAUUUGAUAGCCUUUGUUUCCCUCUACGUGCAGAUACCAGGUCUGUAUGGCAACGAUGGUCUGCUGCCUGCUCGUCGGCAGCUGCGCUACAGCGGCAAGUCUCUUUGGGAGCAGCUGCUGACCUCUCCCACCGUGCUCUGGUUCGGACCUGGCCUCGGCCUGGACACGCACACCGGCAUGGAGCUGCUGUGCCUCAUUGGGGCUGGGCUUAGCUUGGCCGCCAUGCUGGUGGGGGCGCUACGAGACAGCGUGGUGUUUUUCUGCCUGUGGGCCAUGUACUUGUCAUUAUACCAGGUGGGGCAGGUUUUUCUUUACUUCCAAUGGGACAACCUACUUCUGGAGACGGGCUUCCUCUGCAUCCUUGUUGCGCCGAUGACUCUAAUCAGGGGGUCUCGAGCGCCCAGAGAGCACGAUGGCGUGACCUUCUGGCUGAUCCGCUGGCUGCUUUUCCGCCUCAUGUUUGCCUCCGGAGUGGUGAAGCUCACCUCGCGUUGUCCUACUUGGUGGGGCUUAACCGCCUUGACGUAUCACUACGAGACCCAAUGCCUUCCCACCCCUCUGGCCUGGUCUGCCCACCAGCUGCCAGUGUGGUGGCAGAAGCUGAGUGUGGUAGGAGCCUACGUCUUGGAGAUCGGCGUACCGCUGCUUUUCUUCAGUCCGCUACGCAGGCUCCGACUGGGUGCCUUCUACCUGCAAGUGCUGCUGCAAGUUGUGAUCGUUCUGUCGGGAAACUACAACUUCUUCAACCUUCUGACAAUGGUCCUGUGUCUGUCUCUGCUCGAUGACCAGCACGUCCGCUUCUGGCUGCGCAAGCCUCAACAAAGCAGCCAAAAAGGUUCCAAGUUGGGGUCAUGGUUGUGUUACCUGCUGGAGCUUGCUGUCUGGUCUCUGAUUAUUUUUGGCACUGUUGUGUGUUUUGACCUCAAAGUGGAUACAGCAAAGGGUGCUAUCACUUCCAAAAUAGCUUUCACCUACCAUCAAUUCAACCAGUUUCUGAAGAGUGUCACCAUUCCGUGUGUGUGGAUGGGAGUUCUGGCCCUCAUGUGGGAGAUGCUCACAGCCAUGUUCAGGUGUGCUUGUGUGUCUGGUUUCCUGAGAAGGUUUUGUGCCACUCUUCAGUGGACAGUGUUUGCUGCAUCUGCGGUCGCCAUGUUCUCCAUCAGUCUGGUGCCGUUUACCUACAUAGAACAUGACUCCCAUGCCAGGCUGUGGCCCAGCGUGCGUCAAUCUUACGAGCUGGUGGAUCGCUACCAGCUGGUUAACUCAUACGGUUUGUUCAGAAGGAUGACCGGCGUCGGCGGCCGGCCCGAGGUCGUCAUAGAAGGUAGUAACGACGGCAUAACGUGGACGGAAAUCGAGUUUAUGUACAAACCUGGCAACAUGAGUGCUCCGCCCCCCGUGGUGACGCCCCACCAGCCCCGCUUGGACUGGCAGAUGUGGUUCGCUGCUCUCGGGAGUCACACGCAGGCCCCGUGGUUCACCAGCCUCAUGUACCGACUUCUGCAGGGCAAGAGAGACGUGAUCGAGCUGAUCCAGUCGGACGUCACUCGGUACCCGUUCCACCUGGAGCCCCCCGCCUACCUGCGAGCACACCGCUACAGAUACUGGUUCACUGAACCAAAAGAGGAUGGACCAUACCCACAGCGAUGGUGGAGGCGGGUCUAUGAUGACGAGUACUAUCCCACGGUGCAUCUGGGCAACUCAUUCCUGGAGAGCAUGCUCGUGCAACAUGGACUCAAGGACAAAUCACCUCCCCGCCGCAGCUCCAACUCCAACAUUGCCCUCGCGGUGAAGUGGAUGCGUGACCAGGUGACGGGUGUUCCGGCUCCUGUGCUCAUCUGGACCCUCAUUGGCUGCAGCGCCACCCUGUGUCUACUGCAGGCACUGACAAAGAGACGAACGGCGGACGAUUCCGAAAAUGCCGGCGAUCCAAAAGCAAGUACGACCGACGACAAAGGGGAGGAUUUGGGAACGGCAGCUAGACUAAAGACGGGGGAUGAGGAGGUAGAGGAAGAUGAUGAGGGAGAAGAGUUUGAGAAUGAGGGGGAGGAAGAUGAUGAGAAAGAGAGCAUCAGCAAUGAAGAGGAGGAGGAGGAGGAGGAGGAGGAACAGUGAGAGAUGUUACCAAAAUGUAACUUAAUAGAGCAAAGAAGUAUUUGUGUGUAUAUAUUUGUACUUUCUGACCCGGCUCACUUGUCCACAUGCUGUUCAUCAAACAACACGCUGGUUGAUUUCAUUUUAUUGUGAAAGGACGCUGCAUGCAAGACUUCUUUUUCUACUCCCUUACAAGUUAUUUUCCCCUUAUGGAUUGUCUUUUUUCUGUCACUUACAAACAAAACAAAAAUGAUCACAGCACUUUUUCCUCCUUAACCACAAAUGUGCCUUUCUGUGCCAGAAUUAACCCUGCGCAGUAAAACACACUUUUUAAAUAACAUCGAAAUACAAUAAACAAUUGAAAAAGUCAA
Nerophis lumbriciformis (worm pipefish) is the source of this 2622-nucleotide messenger RNA. RefSeq names its product lipase maturation factor 2a (gene lmf2a). The record is from RefSeq and is a predicted model, not a curated record. NCBI's taxonomy places the organism in Eukaryota, Metazoa, Chordata, Actinopteri, Syngnathiformes, Syngnathidae. Gene Ontology annotation, cellular component: endoplasmic reticulum membrane. Gene Ontology annotation, biological process: protein maturation.